GCCGCUUCUUCUUCUUUGUCUUCUGCAUUGCAGAAAAUGGCUUUCGAUUUCAGACAAUCUCCUAUCUCUCUUACCAAAAUCCUAAAAACCCUAAUUCCAAUCCUCUCUCUCUUCUCUGUCGUCUCUCACAUCUCUCAUGCAGUUUCCAUUCCAGGGAUGGAGAUGGGAGAUGGAGAAGGAAUCGGCGGAAAUGAAUUGUUUCUGGAAAUUCUUAGGGAUGAGGCAGUAGCCAGGCUUAAUCAGUUAGGGAAGAUCAGUGAUGCUGAUGGUUAUCUUGAGCGGACAUUCUUGAGUCCAGCUUCCAUAGGAGCCAGCAAUCUUAUACUUAGCUGGAUGCAGGAUGCUGGUUUGACAACGUGGGUGGACCAUAUGGGUAAUGUACAUGGUCGAUAUGAAUCAGUGAAUGCGAGUGCAGAGGCUAUAUUGAUUGGUUCUCAUUUGGAUACAGUCAUUGAUGCUGGAAUAUACGAUGGGUCAUUAGGUAUAGUUUGUGCAGUGUCGGCAUUGAAGGCUUUGAAGAUCAGUGGAAGAUUAGAGAAACUUCAGCGACCAGUAGAGGUGAUUGCAUUUAGUGAUGAGGAGGGUGUUAAGUUCCAAUCCACCUUUCUAGGAAGUGCCGCUAUUGCUGGUAUUCUACCCCUGUCAGCAUUGCAGAUAUCUGACAAAAGUGGUGUAACGCUGCAAGACAUCCUUAAGACACACUCUUUUGAAGCUACAGAGGAGAGCUUUCUUCAGCUCAAAUAUGACCGGCAAAAAGUUCGAGGGUAUAUUGAGGUUCACAUUGAGCAAGGUCCUGUGUUAGAAGCGCUUGGUCAACCUCUUGGAGUGGUGGAAGGAAUAGCUGGACAGACACGGUUAAGGGUAACAGUGAAAGGUUCACAAGGGCAUGCGGGUACAGUGCCAAUGUCUAUGCGUCAGGAUCCAAUGGUUGCUGCUGCCGAACUCAUUGUAUUGUUGGAAGAUCUUUGUAAGCAUCCUGAGAAAUAUCUAACUUAUGAUGGACACUGUGAUGGUUUAUCCAGGGGAUCUCUUUCAGGAUCCCUUGUCUGUACGGUUGGAGAAAUAUCUAGCUGGCCGAGUGCAAGUAAUGUCAUUCCUGGCCAGGUAACCUUCACGGUUGAUUUACGCGCGAUGGAUGACAGCACACGUGAAGCUAUUGUUUUUGAACUGUCUAAUCGCUUAUAUCAAACGUGCGACCGUCGUUCUGUUUAUUGCAUCGUUGAACAUAAGCAUAAGGCAGAAGCAGUGCGUUGUGACACAGAUCUGAGUUUGCAACUGAAGGCUGCAGCUCAUUCAGCACUGAGGAGAAUGUCAGCUGAGAUUCAGUGGGAUGUGCCAAUGCUGAUGAGUGGAGCAGGACAUGAUGCAAUGGCCAUGUCUCAUUUAACCAAGGUUGGCAUGUUGUUUGUCCGCUGUCGUGGAGGAGUUAGCCAUUCCCCUGCAGAACAUGUUUUGGACGAUGAUGUUUGGGCCGCGGGUUUGGCACUAUUGGCAUUUCUUGAGACCAACAUGUAAGUUAUACACCAUGAACAAAAACCAAGUGGUUUUGGUGUUUUACAUAUCUGUGGGUACUCACUCGUUUUCAUUUGGUCCAAGUGAGACCAGGGUUAAGUGAUCCAAACCAUUGAUUUGAUUUGACCUUCUUCCAUUGAUGCCCUAUGCGAUCCUAGCCGUUGAUUCUUUGGCUUACCUUUGGUUGUAUAUAUAUCAUUGUUAUAUUUUCUUUCUCAACUGUCUACUUUCUGGCCCCUAUGAACUUGGUGAACUGACCAUCCUAGUUGGUUCCUUCAUAUCAAUGUUUUGGAUCAGUGAACCACAGGGGCCCAUUUUGAAGAAACUGAAAGACCAAGCAAAUGUACAUAUCUGGGAUUGAUCAUUGAAUAAUUUCUUUAUAUCUAUGACAUGUACAGUAUUUGUCUGAACAUUUAAAAUCGCUACGUUAUGCAUAAAUGAAGGUUUGUACUA
This is a messenger RNA of Magnolia sinica, 1965 nucleotides long. Its product is annotated as allantoate deiminase 2. Lineage: Eukaryota; Viridiplantae; Streptophyta; Magnoliopsida; Magnoliales; Magnoliaceae. Bases 37 to 1515 code for a protein of 492 amino acids. The transcript has 12 exons. The record is from RefSeq and is a predicted model, not a curated record. Gene Ontology annotation, molecular function: hydrolase activity, acting on carbon-nitrogen (but not peptide) bonds, in linear amidines.